AGGCCAGUAAGUUGGAAUUCCAUACACACAAUCUUAGAUCCGCUCCUGGCAAUUUAACCGCCAAAUUAUAAUAAAGAAAACGAAAGUAGGACUUGUGUUUUUCCACGAACGUGAAAAUAUGUCUACUGCAAAGUGUAUGCAGUGCAGCGUAUGACGAUGUCACCUAGUUUUUGAUUGACUUCGUAAUGAUUUCGGAUAUUUGCACAAGGUGUGAAGACAAGGAAGUUCAGAAUGAUCUAGCCCUAUAAUGCCUCUGUUUUCUUCUUAAGCUGGAAACACUGUUGCAGUAUAAUUACAUAGGAUGGGUCAAAACUCAACGAAAGAGGCUGCUAAUCCAGCAAAAGAAAGAGUAGAAACUCAUAGGAAGGAAGAAUCUAGUGUGAAAUCCUCCUCAGUGGCAAGGGAUGGUGUUAGUCUAUUCUCGUCAUCCAUUUCACCAACUGAACAACAUGAUACAACAUCAAGAUCUCUAAAUAUUUCAUCAAGGGAAAGAGGGAUUGUGGCUAACAACAGUUUUCAGGGGUACAAACAUCAAACAACUGGUGAGGUUAGAAAGUUUGAUGAAAGUGAACAUGUGAAGAAAACAUGCUAUAAUUCGAGCAAUAGAUGGGAUACAUUUUCUUCCCAGCAGGAAAAUGAAUUGUUGGAUAUACAUUUAAGAAAAGAACACUCUACAAACAGAUUGCAUGAAACACAUGCUGAGAAAAAGGAGAAGGAAAUACCUGAAAUGUCAUCUAUCAAAAUGCAGAACUCUUAUAGUAAAUAUGAUAAUAGGUUUGAAAGGAAUGAUACAAAAUCAUCUUCAGUAGACCCUCUAAAGUUUAGUGUAUCACCAUCACAAGAAAGCUCUGCAAGGUUUGGUGUGUCAAUAUCGCAAGAAGAAAAACGUGCUGGUAUAGGUGUGAUACAUUCCCAAGAAAAAUCUGCCAGGCUUGGUGUGUCACUAUCACAAGAAGGAUUACCUGCCAGUUGUGUUAAGUCACAAUACCAAGAAAAAUCUGCUAGGCUUGGUGUGUCACAAUUGCAAGACAAAUUUGCAGUGUUUGGUGUAUCACGAUCACAAGAAAAAUCUGCAAUGCUUGGUAUGUCAUCACCACAAAAGAAUCCUGCAAGUUUUGGUAUGUCACUAUCACAAGAUGAAAAACCUGUCAAUUUGGGUGUGUCACAGUCCCAAAAGAAACAUUCAAGGUUUGACGUGUCACUAUCACAAGAAAAGUCUUCAAAGCUUGGUGUGUCACCACUAGAAGAGAAACCUGCCAGUUUUGUUGUGUCUCAAUCACAAGAAAAACGUGUAAAGUGUGGUGUAUCACUAUCACAAGAAAAACAUGCAAAGCAUGGUGUGUCAAUGUCACAAGAAGAAAAACGUGCUAGUUUUGUUGUGUCACAAUCCGAAGAAAACCCUGCAAGGCUUGGUGUAUCACUACCACGAGAACAGCUUACAAAGCUUGGUGUGUUGCCAUUCCAAGAAAACCCUGUCAGUGUAGGUGUGUCGCAAUCCCAACAAAAACCUGCAAAAGUUGGUGUGUCGCUAUCACACGAAAAAUUAGCAAAGCAUGGUGUGUCGCCAUCACAAGUAAAACCUGACAGUUUUGGUGUAUUUCAAUCCCAAGAAAAACCUGCAAAGCUUGGUGUGUCACUAUCACAAGAAAAACCUGCAAGGAUUGAUGUGUCACAAUCUCAAGAAAAAUCAGCAAGUUGUGGUGUGUCAAAAACACAACAAAAGCCUGCAAGGCUUCAUACAUCACUAUCACAAGAUUUAAGGUUUGGUAUGUCAUAUGAAGAAAAAUUUGCCAGUGAUGUUGUGUCGCAGUCCCAACAAAAUACUGUAAGGCUUAUUGAGUCACAAUCACAAAGUCAGUCUGCAAGGUUACAUGUGUCUCAAUCCCAAGAAAAUCCUUCAAAGCAUAGUGUGUCACUUUCACUUGAAAAACAUGUAAAGCAUGGUGUGUUGCUGUCAGAAGAAAAAUAUGCAAAGCGUGAUGUGUUGCUAUCACAAGAAAAAUCUGCCAGUUAUGGUGUAUCAAAACCCCAAGAAAAGCUUGCAAAGCGUGGAGUGUUGCUAUCACAAGAAAAACCUGCAAAACUUGGUGUGAGAAUGUCACAAGAAAACACAGCCAGUUUAGGUGUGUCACAAUCCCAAGAAAAAUGCUCAAUGCUUGGUAUGUCACAAUCACGAGAAAAUCCUGCAAGGCUUGGUUCGUCACUAUCACAAAAAGAAACACCUGCCAGUUUAGGUGUGUCAUUAACACAUGACAAACCUGCAAGUUUUGGCAUGUCAGUAUCACAAGAAAAAUCAACAAGAUUUGGUCUGUCAGUUUCACCAGAAAAACCUGCAAAGUUUGAUGUGUCAAAUACUCGAGAGAAAUAUGCGUGUUUUGAUGUAUCACAAUUGCAAAAAGAUAAGCCUGCAAUGCUUGAUGUGUCACCAUCACAAGAAAAAGAUGCUAGUGUUGGUGGCAGUCAAGAAAUUAUGGAAAGGAAAGCCAAACUGGUUGAUAAAAGUGAACUUGGAGACGUCCAGAAAUGUCAUGAAUUGGUGAGACACAGAUAUGUGGAAAAACAAGUUUGUUGUGUUACUGCGUCUGAAAGUGAUAGUAGCGGGGGGGCCAAAGACCAAGAGGAAAAAAUGCUAGUAUCAGUGAAAUCCGUUUCAGUUUCACAAAAGAAAGAUUACCUAGAUGAUUUCCUUCACUGUGAAAUUCAAUGUUUGAAGGAAACUCUCGCCUUGAAAUCAAAGAAUGGAGAACCAAAGGAGAAUAUAGGGUGUAAAGGAGAAGAGGUUUUGACAAUUGAAGGUAAAACUAAUUUCCGUUCUGUUGCUGCAUUUUCAAAAGACAAAGUUCCAUCUGUUUACAAGAUCAGAGAGGAAGAGACUUUAAAAUGCAAAGAAGCAGAUGCAAGUAACGGAAUUCACCUUUUCGAUCCAACAAAGGAAAAAGCAAAAGCAAAAUUGUCAUCAAAAGAUAUUUCAGGAUUGAAUAAAUAUCCCACUGUGGGUAAACAUGAAGUACUAACAUUAAAAUCUGCUGUUCAGAGUGGAGUUACAAGCAGAACAGAUGGAGCUAUGAUAGAAAUAAUGGAAAAUAAAGCUAAGCAACACGAUAAAAGCAAUACUUUGAAAUGCACCAAAUUGAAUGACAAUGAAUGUAAAGAUGAAUUACUUGAAAAGACAAUUUCUUAUUUGAAGAAAAAGCCAUCAACCCAUUUGCCUGAUGAAACAAAAGUAAAAGAAGCAAUGAAACAAAAAUUUUGCAAACGAAGUGAAGACAAGAAAAGGAAUGGUAGUAUUCCAGACAAUAAAGAUCAGACAAAGCGUGAUCAACUUUCACCUGGUAGAAUUGUUUCACGUCCAGGUACUAGUUAUUACAAGUCCAAAACAACUGAAACACAAGAAAGUGCUAGGGUAGAAGUUGAAAGGGGCACGGAAAUUGGGGACAUUUUGGAUAAGGAGCGCUUUGGGGAAAAGAAAGUUAAAAAGAGUGAAAAUCCAUCUAUUGUGACAACUUCAGAAAAUUCAGUGCAAGUUGCAUGUUACCAAAAUUCUAAUGUAGAAGACAAGAAAAUGGUGAAAUAUAUCUUUACAAUUUUAAAGCAAUUAGAAGAUGAAAAUGAACUACUAACACAUCUCAUUGGUGUUGUGGUAGAUGUUAAAUUUCAAGUUGCUUCCUUUGAAAAAGAUUCUAAAAACGAUGCCACUGUUGUAGUAAUGCACUUCAAAAGCAACUCGGAUGCUAGAAGAUUUCAAAGUUGCCUGACACGAAGUAAGAAAACAAUAUAUUUCGGAUACAAAUUCCAAAAGCAUGAAAAAGGAGCUCCACUAAGAACAAGACGAGAAAGUAUAAAAAUUUUGCAGUAUAUAAAUAAUAGGACUGAAGACGGUUUAGGGAAACAUAUAGAAAAGAUAAGGGAGACUGAGAGUGAACUUGCAACUUUAAACAAGGCACCUGCAACUUCAAAUAAGAAGACCAGAUAUAUUGAUAUUUCACUUCAUGAACAGAGGGAAUCUCAGAAGAAAGCUUUAGAUUACAAAAUCUUAGAACUGAAACAACAACAGGGUGAAUUUCAAGCAUACCUGUCUGACACUAUACGAAGAAUUGAGUCUUUUAAGGGAGAACACGUGGAGCAAAAAGAAUAUGAUUGCCUAUUGAAACGAUUUGAUAUAGAGUGUUCACGGUUGGAGCAAGCAUUACCAAUAUACGCAAGAAGAACUCAAAUUGUUGAUACAAUUCUUCAUAAUCAAGUUUGUAUCAUUUUAGGAGAAACCGGAUCUGGGAAAAGUACACAAAUAACUCAGUAUAUUUUAGAGUCUGAAUUGAGUUCCCUUGGGAAAAUCAUUUGUACACAGCCACGUAAGGUAGCGGCGGUGAGUCUUGCACAAAGAGUUGCAUCAGAGAUAGAGUCAAACGUUGGAGAUCUUGUUGGAUAUCAAACUGGUAUGAAGUCAAAGUUGAGUAGUCACACUAAAGUGUUGUACAUGACUGACCACAUGCUUUUGAACGAGUGUUUGAAAGACCCCUUGCUGUCUGAAUUUUCCUGUGUUGUAAUUGAUGAAGCACACGAAAGGAGUAUUUAUACUGAUUUAUUGCUUGGAAUGAUUAAGAAGUGUUUGCCACAGCGACCAACACUUCAUGUUAUAGUCACUUCUGCAACGAUAGAUCCAGAUGUCUUUGUACGCUACUUUGGAGGACCUGAACUUUGUCCGGUUGUGAAAGUCUCCGGAAGAAUGUUUCCAGUUGAAAUUGAAUGGCUAACAACUUCCUCAGGACUCGAGGUAGUUGAUGAUUAUGAAAUGAAAUGUGUUGAAAAAACAGUAGAAAUUCACAGAAAAGAGCCGCCAGGGGAUAUUUUAGUUUUUUUAACAUCCCAAGCAGAAAUUGAGCAGUGUGCAGCAAAACUGGAAGUUUUAUUAAGAGGAGGAAAGGAUCAUUGGAUUUUGCCACUACAUGGUAAACUUCAAACGGAGGAACAGAAUUUAGUAUUCAAAGUGUCACCAAAAGGAAAACGAAAAAUCGUACUUGCAACUAAUGUGGCUGAAACAUCAGUUACGAUCCCUGGAAUAAAAUAUGUCAUUGAUACAGGGGCUGUGAAAGAAUUGUUGUAUGACCCAAAGAAAAAAGUAAGUGCACUGCGUGUUGUGAAAGUUACCAAAAGUUCCGCGGACCAGAGGAAAGGCAGAGCAGGAAGAACAGCCCCGGGUAAAUGUUAUAGACUUUACUCCAAGGAAGAUUACGAAAUGAUGUGCUCUACCUCUAUUCCAGAAAUUUUGAAAACACACUUGGGUCAUGCAAUUCUUAAGCUUUUGCAAUUAGACGUAGAUCCACUGGAAUUUGACUUUGUACAAGCCCCAGAGAAAGUGUCAAUGGAGAAUACUUUCCAACACCUAAGUAAACUAGGAGCUAUUGAAGAUGGAAAAAUAUCACCAUUGGGUAAAUGGAUCGCUAAACUCCCAUUUGAACCAAAUCUAGGAGUUCUUGUUCAUGAUGCUAUAGACCAUAACGUUGGAUUGGAGGGAAUUAUUAUUGCUGCCUCUUGCACAGUGUCCAGCUCCUUGUUUUAUAGAGGAGGCACACAAAAAGAAAAAGAGAGGUCAGACAAGCUGAAGGUUCGAUUUUGUCAUAAACAUGGUGACCACUUUACAAACUUAAAUGUUUAUAAAGAAUGGCACAAGGUUGAUGAAAAGCAAAAAGGGAGAUGGAGCAGAGAUAAUUCAAUUAAUGGAAAAUCUAUGCGAAGCAUUCGUGAUGCCACAAAAGAAAUUUUGUAUGUUCUGAAGAGAGAUCUUUCCAUCAACAUAAAAUUUGAAUUUUCAGAUGCUGAGGACGUAGAAAGGAAUUUGCAGAAACUGCUAUUCAAGUCUUUUCAAAGCAAUCUCUGUCAUUUUCUCGGACAUGAAAAAGCUGGCUAUUUUUUCAUAGAUAAAAAUCAACAGGUCAUUAUGCAUCCUUCAUCAGCAUUUCAGUCGCUGGCUUCUUGCCCAAACUGGGUUAUUGUUGAAAGAGUGAUGCAAACCUCUCGUGAUUUUGGUGUAAAUAUAACAGCUGUAGCAGAUGAAGACGUCGAGGAAGCAUUGAAUGAAGGAUCUUUAGAUUUUGAUAUUGAUGAUGUAAAACGAAGGAUGGUUACACCAGUGUUAACGGAAUAUGUUGGUUUUCAAGUUCACAGAGAGUUUGUUGGUCCCCGUUACAGUAAAGUGAAAACUAUGCAAGAAAAUCUUACAAUGAUGUGCAAAGACUCUGUGUUUGUAAUUGAUGCAGAUCGCGACAGAGGAGAAAUUUCAAUAUAUGCACCAAUUGAUGACAGAGAAAUAUCCUCGCACACCCUGAAAACAGCAAUAGACCCUAUCCGAGAGAAAGUCAGAACUGAAACUACCGAACAUCCCCUUCUCCCGGACUUUACGAGUGUAAGGAUAUCAAUAGGACCAGGGGGACAAGUUCAAGAUGUUCUGUAUCAAGACGAAUAUAAAAAUGUCUUUGUAUUUGGGGAUCAAAAUCCAUUUCAUUCCAAUGAUGAAAUGGCGGAAUGGUUCAAACGGUUUGGAUCAAUUCGAUCAUUCAUACCAAAGUCUCCAAAAAACACUAAUGCAAGCUAUCUCGGGCAGAUCAUAUUUGAUGAGUCGAAAUUCGCAAAAGCUGCAGUAAUUGCUACUAAAAAGGAAAUUUUCGAAUUUUCUGCAAGACCACCUAAAGGGAUGGGGAAAAGUGAGGAAGGUGAUUUACUCAGAGCAAAACUUACAUGGUGUAGACGAAAGUCCCAAGGGUUUGGAUUUGUUGAGAUUCGUGACCAAAAUAAAAUGGACGAAAUAAUUUUAUCAAGUUUACUUAGCUAUGUUACAGUUGGAGGAAAACGAGCAAAGAUAAAACGGGGCAAUAAAGGCAAACAUCCAAAUGAAGAAAAAAACGAGUUGUUUGUUUCGGGGAUCGGUGAACUCGUCAAUGAAGAUGUUUUGCGUGAAAGUAUUUUAAACAACUUUAAUAUUUCUGAAAAUGACAUCGGAAAAGUGACUGUUAUACGUGAAAAGGUAAACACAACUCCCCAAAUAUUGCACAGUUUGAAAAUACAACUUGAAAGCGAGUUCAAAAAGUAUGUUCAUCCAAAUAAGUUUAAGGUUUCUAUCUUGGAGCCCAAAAUGUCUGACUUUACUUAUCAGGCUUUUGUCACGUUUAAAGACCCAGAAGAAGGAUUUGAGGCAUGUUCUAGGUUACGCAACAGAAUGUCAAUUGGGGAACACGUCGUUUGUGUUACUCCAGAAAUACAUACUAGACUCUUUGUGUUAGCGCCUGUGUACAAACGAGUAGAAAGGAAUAUUCAAACAUAUUGUGAGAAAAUACAGAAUGAAGAUAGUGGUAGACGAAUGCAUGUGAAGCUGAUCAAUGACAAAUAUGUGAUAGACAUUGACGCAGACAGCAUUCAAAGCAUGGUGCACACUAGAAACAAAGUACAAAAAAUGCUUCAAGGGAAAACAGUGGACUUGGAAAAGAUUCCAACACUUCGAUAUCUGUUUACUCAAGACGGUCAAGCAAAAGUCGAAAAAAUUAUGAAGAAGACCAAUACAUUAAUUUUGUUAGAUUAUAGAAAUACAUCCAUGUCUGUGCAUGGUGAAAACGGCGAUCGUGAAAUCGCAUUAAGGAAAGUUAGAAAGUAUGCCGAGAAAUUAUCGUCGUCACGAAUUCGAGUAUUUGAUUUAAAAGGGGAAUCCAAACCACCUGGAUUGAUGAAGGCUGUUAUUGUGGCUCAUGGUGUGGAUCUUAGAGGCCUGAAAACUUCGUCAAACUUGUCAACAGUGGAACUUGAUCACAGGUAUCACAGAAUAAAAAUGAUGGGAUCAGACGAUGCAGUUAACAAAGCUGUUAAAAGCAUCGAAGAAAUUAUGGACCAUAUGCAAAUAAAUGUCGGAAUUGCAGCUUCGAAUCGACCAGAAUGUGGAAUAUGUUUUUGUGAAAUCGAGGAAAGCGAUAUUUACAGAUUGGAAUCAUGUGGUCAUCCCUACUGUAGGGACUGUGUAAAAAUGAACAUAGAAUCUGUCAUUCGGAACAAGGAGUUUCCACUCAAAUGUUUUCAUGAUAAAUGUGAUAUGCUUUGGGCAUGGAAAGAUUUUGUGAAUAUGACAAAAUCUGGAUUCUGUAGCCUGCAAAACAUACUGAAUUCAUCUCUGUCCAGUUUUGUAGUGGGAAACAAAGAUAAAGUUCGAUAUUGUAUAACGCCAGACUGUCCUAUGGUGUACAAAGUCAGCGACGUCGGCGGAAGAAUAGUUUGCGAUGUUUGUAGAACGAGUAUGUGCAGUAAAUGUCACGUCGAGUAUCACAGUGGAAUAUCGUGUGUGAUGUACCAGAUGGAAAACAGUAAUGAUGAAACAGGACUUCAAAAAUGGAUGCGUCAAGACCCAAAUAACAGGAGGUUAUGUCCAAAUUGUUUCGCAGGAAUUGAGAAAAAUGGUGGUUGUCAGCAUAUGGAAUGUCGAGAUUGUAAGAGCCACAUUUGCUGGAUAUGCAUGAAGUUUUUCAGCACUAGCGGUGAGUGUUACGGCCACAUGGACAAAGGACAUGGAACUUUUGUUUGAAGUUGUAUAGAAAGUCGGUAGUGAUGUAGAAAGUACGUGUCAGACUACUGACGAAUUAGGAAAAGUUCUCUUCAUUAUGUGAAAUUAUUUUAUCGUACACGUUGAUAAUGUACUGUUAAUUAAUUGCCUUUAGUUUAUCUAAUAUAGUGGAACACGGCAUUACAUAGAAAGGAUUGAGAGUAAAGAGCAGAAAACUUCCUUCCUUUGAAUAUAAUUCAGAAGAAUUUUGUCAAAUCAUUAUAUAUUUUUUUAUACGCCCGUCUUAAGACGGGACGUAUUAUGGUAUGGCGUUCAUGUCCGUCCGUCUGUUAGCUUUUUCGUGUCCGACCCGUAACUUAAAUACCACAAGGCCUAGAAUCAUCAAACUUUGUCUGUAGAUACAUCUUGGGUAGAAGGUGUGUCGCACAUUAAAACCAGGUCACUGUGACUUUUCAUUAAGAAGAUAUGGCCAUAUAUGGCAAAAACUUGUCCGGCUCAUAACUUGAAAACUAUUGGACCUAGAAUCACCAAAAUUGGUCAACUAAUGCAUCUUAGGUAGAAGGUGUGUCGCAUCCUACUUUAAGGUCACUGUGACAUUUAAUUAAGGUGAUAUAAAAAAAAAUGUUUUAAUGGGUACAAUCUAUACUGUUAACAAUAUGUGACGGGCGUAUCAUGUGCCGUGGCGGUGCACUUUAUUGAAAUAUCAUUUUGAUGUGAAGUAUCUUUUUUGUGAUUUGCAUUUCAAACAGUAUUUGAUUCACAGUUGAUGUCAAAUCAAAGACUUGUUAAACAACAGAUACAAUUCAGUGUAGUUUGAAUAACCAGAUUAUGCGAUCAAAUUAUUUUGUUAAAUUUUAUCCCAGUAAUCUUUCAGAAUUGUUUUUUUUUUUUUAUUUCUUUUAUUUUUGGUUUUGUUCCAUUUCACUGCAAUAUUGUAAAUUAAUCGCAAUUUAUAUACACCAUGCGGCACGCAGUUAAUUUAUUCUCUAUUUUCUCUGUACUGUUACAUUGCUAUAUGUUGAAACUCAAUUUUAUGAUACCCUUAAAAACUGUCAUUGGCGAAAAUGUCGUACUUUUACUCUGAAGUACUCAUGCACGUGGAAAAUAUUUGAAAGUCUUCUUAACUUCCAACAAAAGGGUACAACGAAUCAAAUCAUUGUGCAAAUAUCCUCACAUAAUGUAAAAUUGCUUUUGAAUUUAAAAUUUGUUUAAAUCAUGAUUUUUUGGUCUAGGAUGUAACCACAUUUAGAAACAAAUGUGCAUUGUUGCAUUUCAUAUACUCGUUUUGGGAAGCGGAAAGAGCGAACCAUGUUGUAAUGUAUGUAAUUUCAUGGUGAUUUAUUUGCUUGUAGUGGUCUUUUUUGUUUUGCUCUGCUUUUUUUUUUUGUAUUUUUGGGUGUCAGAUUUCAUUUGCAUACAAUACAAUUGACCAAAAACUAUAUAUGGCGGAUCCUUAUUCCGUAUAGUGUUUUUUUUUUUUUGCGGGACUAAAAUUUGGCGAUUUGCUGGCUCAAAGGUAUGCCAAUAAUUUUAGUGGAAUAGAUUUUGGCGGACAAGGAAGAGUUAUCUCUUUUGCAAAUACCGAAGUCACAGUUGGGUGCAUAUUUGGCGAGUGAAAUUUUGGCGGAAAGCUAUCUAACCACUAAAAUAAGCCAGAUUUAUCACCGCGGAAAAAAAAUCGUUAUACGGUAAUAAACAGGACUACAGAACUAUAUAUCUUUCUAUCUAUAUCUUUCUAUCUAUCUACAAUCCAUCUAUCCAUCUACAAAACUGAUUUCUAUAUCUUGAUUUCUUGAAUUUGUAAUAAAUUUGAAGUAUGCACA
This is a messenger RNA of Ostrea edulis (European flat oyster), 10359 nucleotides long. RefSeq lists its product as uncharacterized. Lineage: Eukaryota; Metazoa; Mollusca; Bivalvia; Ostreida; Ostreidae. Gene Ontology annotation, biological process: spliceosomal complex disassembly. Gene Ontology annotation, cellular component: intracellular anatomical structure; catalytic step 2 spliceosome. The coding region runs from base 302 to 8557 and encodes 2751 amino acids. The transcript has 3 exons. Gene Ontology annotation, molecular function: RNA binding; ATP binding; zinc ion binding. The record is from RefSeq and is a predicted model, not a curated record.